AUGGCAGAGGGCGGCGUUGGCGGCAGCGACGAGAGCUUCAUCUCGUUCGCGUUUGCUGUGACGUCGGUCAUUCUCAUCGUUCUCUACAUCCCAUGGAUUAUCGGAAAGACGCGGCGGUUAGUGUUCUAUCAUCAGUCUACAAAGAAGGAGCGGGCGAGCAUGGUAAGCCCGCUAGCGGAGCUAUGGGACUCUGCAACGUACAUUCCGCGGGUACUGUACGCCGUUGCGCAGGACCCGGCGGCGGUCGUUGCCGGCGCGAAGGUGUGCAAUUCGGAGAAGGUCUUUUUUCUCCGCUGUGUGAUGCCGAAGUUUCUCAAGUUUGUGAUUCGUCCUCGCAUCCUCGUGCCGAUGCUGUGGCUUGUGCUCUUUUCCUCCGCCAUGUACGCCUCCCUCACAUUCGAUCCGCACGCCAUUCUUGGCUUGCCAUCCUCGGCCUCCACCGCGGACAUUAAGAAGACGUACCGUGCUCUCUCCAAGCGGUACCACCCCGAUCACAACAAGACGGAAGGCGCCCGUGAACUGUACGUUCAGGUGCGUCGUGCCUACAAGGCGCUCGUGGACCGCGAGGCAUUUGAGGAGGAGGAGAGGCAGAAUGCGCAAGAGUUCGCUGUUGGUGUGGCGCUCCCGCGUUUCCUGACCUCUCGCGAACAUGACGGGCUCGUGCUGUUUGGCCUUCUAGGACUUCUUAUCGGGCUACCCAUCUACAUCUGGUACACCUUCACCAACGACAAGAAAGUGCCGCGCCUUCUCUGGCACAUCCGCUUUGACAAGGAGCGUGUCGAGCACUUCCUGCUGCACUUUGGCAUUCCCGUCGAUCCCAAAUACGUCGCGCGGCGUGAGUCGCGUCGCACAAUUCUGCGCAUCCUUAUCGCACUCAACACGGUACCGCCAAACGUGCGCGAGGACGUUGUGAAUUCUUUUCCUCCACUCCCAGAUUUUGUGCAGCGCUGCAUCGACGCCGAUAAGAACGCAGCAUUGUUCCGCAACUUGGGUCUCGAUGCCAAAGCGGUCGGCGCUCUGCAGUCUUACCUGGCUGUGAACGGCGUCAAAAUCGUAGAUGAGUACGAGGCAGCAGUCCACUUCAACGGUGAGGAGCCCAAGGCGGAUGACUUCCAGCGUGUUUCGAUUUCCGCGUACCGUGCUACCCGCUAUCUCUUCCAGCAGCACACCGUUCAAGUAGAGCGUGCGCUGGAGGAGCUUCAGGUAGCGAUGGGUGGCAACGUGCCAAGUGCCAAGAAACUCUUGAAUCUGCACGAGGAGCUGUACGAGCUGCUUGACAUGGUGUACCUGCGCUCCGAAAAGCCCAACAAGCAACUUGUCAUGAAGCUCAUCGCGAUGCCGCAGCGGGUGUCGGACAUCGUCGACGCCAUAGAGCCUGAGAUGCAGCUUGUCUAUCACCGGUAUUUCAAGAACUACAUGAACCACAUUCAACAGCAGCAGCGCGCGGCCCGUGGCAGGGGUGCUCACCCGCGCUAA
Leishmania braziliensis MHOM/BR/75/M2904 is the source of this 1476-nucleotide messenger RNA. RefSeq lists its product as hypothetical. The transcript has a single exon. Gene Ontology annotation, cellular component: Sec62/Sec63 complex. The record is from RefSeq and is a predicted model, not a curated record. The coding region runs from base 1 to 1476 and encodes 491 amino acids. Gene Ontology annotation, biological process: post-translational protein targeting to endoplasmic reticulum membrane; SRP-dependent cotranslational protein targeting to membrane. Gene Ontology annotation, molecular function: transmembrane protein transporter activity; RNA binding. Lineage: Eukaryota; Euglenozoa; Kinetoplastea; Trypanosomatida; Trypanosomatidae.